GCUCUGUGUAUCUGAAGCAGAACGUUUUAAGUCACAGGUAUGACUGCCACAGUCCCAGAGGGGUUUGACUUGGUUUUUUUUUGGAGGGAGGGGCAAGUCUCACUUUGUAGCCUUGGCUGCCAUGCAGCUCUGUGUAGACCAGGCUGGCUCCAAAUUCUUAGAUCCGCUCUACUCUGUCUCAAGUGCUGUGAUUAAAGGUGUGUGCCAUCAAACCCUGCUGCCUUUUUUGUUUGUGUGUGUGUGUAGUGUUUUGUUUUGUACUGUCUUGGAAUGUUAAGUCUUAUUAACAAUCCCCUAGUGAUGUCAAGGGUGUAUCUCACCCCAGCCAAUUUCUAGGUCCCUGGGUGGUUGCAAUGGCCAUACAGAUGUCCCUCCAUCCUGGGUGUAUAACCUGACGACCUCAGGCUGUAGGUCUGCCGCCAAGAUCAGCACACCUAUGUCUCUUGGGCCCAAGAGGGCUCCCAACCUCUGUAAACUUCCCAGACUGAAUUAUGAAACUUGGGAGACAGAACCCCGUCCUCAUGAGUGCCUCAGCUCAGUUCAGUCCCUGGAACCUGUGGUCUGGGCUCCCUGCCAACAUGUCUGUCUGUCUGUCUGUCUGCUCUUCAGCACUGCUCUCCUGUGUACCCUAGAUAGGUAGAAGCAGUAGGUCUCUAAGCCAGUAUGUGUGCUCUGUAGAGCUAGUCCAACCAAGCCAUGCUUAGCCAGAGCCCUGGGGCUAGUGCAGCAGGCCUCCUCCCUUCCACAGGCAGAAUAGGCCAAAAGGGUCUUCGAGCUAGUGCAGAAGAAGAGGCCUGACACCCUGGGAAACCUGCCCUCAGGCAGGAUGGUGCUUGGAUCGUUCUAAAAAUGCACUUUAAAAAAAUCUUCGAACCAGUGACAGGAAUGGUGGCUAACACUUGUAACCCCCGCACCCCCAGCACCCAGGAGGCCGGGGUUGUCGGAGGCUUCCUACCCGGGAAGAAACAUUGAAUUAUACUGUAAGGUCCUGUCCUUGAUCUCAAGGCUCUGUCCAGUUGGGACCCUGCAAAAACUCAGCCAUACCUGGCACCUGCUUCCACCCAGCCCUUCCUGAGGCUUUCCGCUGCGUGUCCUCUGAUAGCUUCUCCCUAGUCUUAGCUCUUUACUUGGCAACCUCUUCCUCCGAGCGGGCCCCCCAGCCUCACUCAGUCUCCUUCCAGGUCCCUGGUGCCUCCCCGUCUGUGACCUCCUUGCCCCUUCCUCCACAAUAGCAGUACAUGGAGCAGGAAAGGGGGUACCACUAAACAUGUGGGAGAUCUAGCUGCAGGCCUCCUAGGCACACAGAGCAUCAGCCCCUCCCAAGAUGUAAACUCCUCCCCCAUGCAGUCAGCCUCUUCUGGGGCUGAGGGUGGGGUGAGGCCACUGCCACUACCUCUGGUGACCUCAUGGCCAGCUGGCAUUAUGAUGUCACUGGCCUAGCAUUCUGAGUUGAGCUACUGCAUGUGGGGCACUCCCCUGGGGGCCUGUGACAGCUCACCCCUGACCACGAAGAGGUGACAGGCAUGAGUUCAGACGUUCUCACGUGGACACCUGACCAUGUGCCUGCCCUGAGUGAGACCCACCAGACGUCUCGAUUGUGGGCAAUAGGGCUACACACUCAUCUGUGAGCCCCCAGCAGUUAGCAGGCUCUCCCAGCAGUGGGGUCUGGGCCUCGGCCCCACCAUGUCGAGCCUCGGCGGUGGCUCCCAGGACACCGGUGGUAGUAGCAGCGGCAACAGUAGCACCAAUAGCAGCAGUGGCAGUGGCCCAAAGGCAGGAGGAACAGACAAAAGUACCACAGUGGCUGCGACCGCACCAACCUCAGUGGCAGAUGAUGCCCCGCCCCCUGAGCGUCGGAACAAGAGUGGCAUCAUCAGUGAACCCCUCAACAAGAGCCUGCGUCGGUCCCGUCCACUCUCCCACUACUCUUCCUUUGGUAGCAGUGGUGGCAGCGGAAGCAUGAUAGGGGGGGAGUCUGCUGACAAGGCAGCCGCAGCUGCAGCCGCAGCCUCCCUAUUGGCCAAUGGUCAUGACCUGGCUGCGGCCAUGGCCAUGGACAAAAGCAACCCUACCUCAAAGCACAAAAGCGGUGCUGUGGCCAGCCUGCUGAGCAAGGCGGAGCGGGCCACGGAGCUGGCAGCCGAGGGACAGCUGACGCUGCAGCAGUUCGCACAGUCCACGGAGAUGCUAAAGCGCGUGGUGCAGGAACACCUGCCCCUGAUGAGCGAGGCAGGUGCUGGCCUGCCUGACAUGGAGGCUGUGGCUGGCGCCGAGGCCCUCAACGGCCAGUCCGACUUCCCCUAUCUGGGCGCAUUCCCCAUCAACCCAGGCCUCUUCAUCAUGACCCCAGCUGGUGUGUUCCUGGCUGAGAGCGCGCUGCACAUGGCUGGCCUGGCCGAGUACCCCAUGCAGGGAGAGCUGGCUUCCGCCAUCAGCUCAGGCAAGAAGAAGCGGAAACGCUGCGGCAUGUGUGCGCCCUGCCGGAGGCGCAUCAACUGCGAGCAGUGCAGCAGUUGUAGGAACCGAAAGACUGGCCAUCAGAUUUGCAAAUUCAGAAAGUGUGAGGAACUCAAAAAGAAGCCUUCCGCUGCUUUGGAGAAGGUGAUGCUUCCGACGGGAGCCGCCUUCCGGUGGUUUCAGUGACGGCCGGGAACCCAAAGCUGCCCUCUCCGUGCAAUGUCACUGCUCGCGUGGUCUCCGGCAAGGGAUUCGGGCGAAGACAAACGGAUACACCCGUCUUUAGAACCAAAAAUAUUCUCUCACAGAUUUCAUUCCUGUUUUUAUAUAUAUAUAUUUUUUGUUGUCAUUUUAACAUCUCCACGUCCCUAGUAUAAAAAGAAAAAGAAAAAAUUUAACUGCUUUUUCAGAAGAAGAACAACAAAAGAGGUAAAGCGAAUCUACAAAGUACCGAGACUUCCUGGACAAAGAAUGGACAAUCAGUCUCCUUCCUGUGUCAAUGUCAAUGUUGUCUGUGCAGGAGAUGCCGUUUUGUGUAGAGAAUGUAAAUUUUCUGUAACCUUUUGCAAUCUAGUUACUAAUAAGCACUACUGUAAUUUAGCACAGUUUAACUCCACUCUCGUUUUAAACUUCCUUUGAUUCUUUCCAACCAUGAAAUAGUGCAUAGUUUGCCUGGAGAAUCCACUCACGUUUAUAAAGAGAAUGUUGAUGGCACUGUGUAGAAGCCCCUCUGUAUCCAUCCACAUGUGCAGAGCUACAGCCAGAGCCCACUGGGACUGGAGUUCCCGUCCCAGGCCCAGCCUUGUUGCACCCACUGUCCCCUGGCUGGGACCCCCUACCCCAACAGUGACAGAUCUUGGAGAGAUGAGGAUUCUAUUCAUUUGUUGAUCCGCUGAGAUCUGGGGAGCCCGCAUCUCAAUUCUGGCUACUUCCCCUAGAGAAAAUAAGCCCUCUUUUCUCAGCCUUGCUCUCAGCAACAGAAGAAAGGGCUUCUCCGGGUCCCUCACCUACCUCCCGGUAGGGGUGGGUGCCCAGGGGGCUCCCUACCCGUGGCCAGCUCCCUGCUGAGGAACAUGCUGUUUGUAUUGUUUUAGGAGACCAGGCUGUUUUGUGAAUAAAAUUGAAUGCAUGUUUGUGUCCUGA
Myodes glareolus (Bank vole) is the source of this 3600-nucleotide messenger RNA. The record is from RefSeq and is a predicted model, not a curated record. NCBI's taxonomy places the organism in Eukaryota, Metazoa, Chordata, Mammalia, Rodentia, Cricetidae.